Fundulus heteroclitus (mummichog) is the source of this 4588-nucleotide messenger RNA. It is a transcript of the gene pnpla7a, whose product is annotated as patatin-like phospholipase domain containing 7a. The transcript is spliced from 36 exons. Lineage: Eukaryota; Metazoa; Chordata; Actinopteri; Cyprinodontiformes; Fundulidae. Gene Ontology annotation, molecular function: phosphatidylcholine lysophospholipase A1 activity. Gene Ontology annotation, cellular component: endoplasmic reticulum. Bases 129 to 4133 code for a protein of 1334 amino acids. Gene Ontology annotation, biological process: lipid metabolic process. The record is from RefSeq and is a predicted model, not a curated record.
CAACAGCAGAUAGGGGCGGGGCAAAGCAGCUGACAGCAUAAAGAAAACUUUGUUAGCGUGUUGCUAACCAAUUUGGCUGUUCAGCGAUGUAAAUAUUGGGAAACAGCACCUGGGAAAUCCGCUAAAAGAUGGAAUGUGCUGGAGACAAGAGAGAGCUGUGUCCAUGGCCCAGUUCGAUGCUGAUGCACAGCAGGAGUGCUCUGAAGGCACGAGUGCAGCAGUUCGUGGAAGAGAGGAUGCAAACCACGAUGCUUACAGGUGUACUAAUCGGAGCGGCCGUCGCCGUCUCCCUGAUUGGGAUUGUGGUGCUCUUCUUUUACAGAAAGUUCAAGCUUGCUCGUGAACAGCAGCCUGGUGUGCCCCAGUAUCGUUUCCGAAAACGAGAUAAAGUGCUUUUCUAUGGAAGGAAGAUAAUGCGAAAGGUCCAAACACUUUCCUCUACUCCUCCCCACUCCUCUUCCUCAGUGUCAAAGCAACCGCAGCGCAUACGCAAAAGAACCAAAGUUCUGAGCAUAGCUCGCAGAAUCCUGAGGAUCCGUAAAGACCCCCCCACUCUGCAGCACAAGGAACCACCUCCAUCUUUGCUUGAGGCAGAUCUGACAGAAUUUGAUGUGCAGAGCUCAAACCUUCCCUCAGAGGUUCUAUAUAUGCUAAAAAAUGUUAGGGUCUUGGGUCAUUUUGAGAAGCCUCUGUUCCUGGAGUUGUGUCGCCACAUGGUGUUUAUUGAGCUGCAAGAGGGGGAAGUACUUUUCAGACCGGGGGAUGACGACGACAGUAUAUACGUGGUCCAGGACGGUCGACUUGAGCUCUGCGUUCAAGAGACUGAUGGCACGGAGCCGGUGGUGAAGGAUGUGCACCCUGGAGACAGUGUCCACAGUCUGCUCAGCAUUCUGGACAUCAUCACUGGUUACCCAGCUCCGUAUAAGACCGUAUCGGUGCGAGCCGCGACUCGCUCUACCAUCUUGCGUUUAUCUGCUUCAGCCUUUGACUCGGUUUUUAAGAAAUACCCUGAGACGCUUGUGCGCGUCAUUCAGAUAAUCAUGGUGCGACUCCAGAGGGUGACCUUUCUGGCGUUGCAUAACUAUCUCGGCCUAACAACUGAGCUCUUCAAUCCGGAGAGUCAGGCUGUGCCGUUGUCCAAUAUAAACAGUGUGAUGGCGGAGAUAAAUUGUGGAAAGGUGCCUCGUCGUCCAGCUGGGACCAGUGAGACCACUGCAGAACCAGAUGCCGUUAAAGAUAGUCCCCUAAACAGCAACAGGAGGCUUCGUUCCGUCUCUGCCCCCACAGAUUGUGCAGGAAUUGACCUUAAUAUGGCUUGUGAACGAGCUCGCGUCACUAUAGACGAGGCUCCAUCCAGUCCCCUCGCUCAGAAAUCCACUCUGAAGAAGAAUGUGACAAUGCAGCAAACUCCAUCCGAAGUGUUUCACUAUACUGACAGCGGAGGGCAGUCUGAAGCUAUCAACGUUGGGAAAAGCAGCGUCGUCCUCCAGGCUGCUAAGAAGGACUUGCUGGGAGUCAUCCAGCUGCAGGACCCCAGUUUACUUGAUGGCAGAGUGACCCUCCACCACGUCAAGGCUGGGUCUGUCGUGGCUCGCCAGGGAGACCAGGAAAUGAGCAUCCAGUUUGUGAUCUCCGGUCUCCUCCAUGUUUAUCAGCGGAUGAUUGAUCGGGAAGAAGAUACACGGCUGUUUGUGACGCAUCCCGGAGAGCUCGUUGGUCAGCUCGCCGUCUUGACCGGAGAGCCCCUCAUAUUUACGGUCCGAGCCCAGCGAGACUGCAGCUUCCUCUCCAUUUCUAAAACCCACUUCUACGAGAUAAUGCGAGCGGAGCCAAAAGUAGUCCUGAACGUUGCUCACACCGUGUCCAGGCGCAUGUCCUCUUUUAUCAGGCAGAUAGACUUUGCACUGGACUGGAUGGCUGUGGAGGCUGGCAGGGCAGUUUACAGGCAGGGAGAAAAAUCAGACAGCACCUUUAUAGUGCUGAGUGGUCGGCUGCGCUCGGUGAUAAUGAAGGAGGAUGGAAAAAAGGAGCUGAUAGGAGAGUAUGGUCGCGGUGACCUGAUUGGAGUGGUGGAGGCCUUGACCCACCAGAACAGAGCCACCACUGUGCACGCUGUGCGAGACUCAGAACUGGCCAAGUUACCGGAGGGGGCGCUCAACUCCAUCAAGAGGAGGUUCCCACAGGUCGUCACCAGGCUGAUCCAUUUACUCGGUCAGAAGAUUCUUCAGCAGGUCAAUGUUCCUCUUUCAGCUCGUAGUUUGGCGCUUCACACUCCAGGAAGCAAGUUGGAUGCAGGGAAUCAAGCCUCCAACCUCUCCACUGUGACGGUCCUGCCCGUGUCAGAAGAGGUGCCCUUAACAGCCUUCACAUUGGAGCUGCAGCAUGCCCUCCUUGCUAUAGGGCCAACUCUUCUGCUGACAAGUGACAUCAUCAAACAGAGGCUCGGAGCUGCAGCGCUAGAUAGUGUCCACGAGUACCGUCUUUCCAGCUGGCUGGGCCAACAAGAAGACAUCCAUCGCAUAGUCCUUUAUCAGACUGACUACACAUUGACCCCGUGGACUCAGCGGUGCAUCCGUCAGGCUGACUGCAUCAUUAUUGUGGGACUCGGGGAGCAAGACCCUGCUGUUGGGGAGCUGGAGCGUAUGCUAGAAGGAAGCGCGGUGCGGGCCCAGAAGCAGCUGGUGUUGUUGCACCGUGAAGAUGGCCCUCCUCCCCAAGGGACCGUGAACUGGCUGAACAUGCGAAGCUGGAUCUCCAGGCACCUGCACCUCUCCUGUCCCAGAAGGGUCUUCUCUAAAAGGAGCCUUCCCAAGCUGAUGGAGCUGUACCAACGUGUGUUUGAGAAGCCUGCAGACCGCCACUCUGACUUCUCCCGUCUGGCUCGUGUUCUCACGGGCAACGCCAUCGCUCUUGUCCUCGGAGGGGGAGGGGCCAGGGGUUGCUCCCAAGUGGGGAUCAUGAGAGCGCUCUGUGAGGCCGGGAUCCCGGUGGACCUGAUCGGCGGGACCUCGAUCGGAGCACUGAUGGGCGCUCUGUAUGCCGAGGACCGCAGCCUGAGCCGCAUGAGGAUUAGAGCCAGAGAAUGGGCCAUGGAAAUGACCUCAACAUUUAAGAAGGCUUUGGAUUUCACAUAUCCUGUGUCGUCCAUGUUUACCGGUGCUGGCUUCAACUCGAGCAUCAGCAAUGUGUUUCAAAGCAAACAGAUUGAGGACCUUUGGAUCCCGUAUUUCAAUAUUACGACUGAUAUCAGUGCUUCAGCCAUGCGAGUACACACUGAUGGUUCUCUGUGGCGGUACGUUCGGGCCAGCAUGUCUCUGUCCGGAUAUCUGCCUCCUCUCUGUGACCCCAAAGAUGGACACCUCCUGAUGGACGGAGGCUACAUCAACAACCUGCCUGCUGAUGUGGCGCGCUCCAUGGGGGCCAAGGUGGUGAUAGCUAUUGAUGUGGGCAGCCGGGAUGAAACCAACCUCACUAAUUACGGCGACUCGCUCUCAGGCUGGUGGGUGCUAUGGAAACGCCUCAACCCCCUGGCAGAGAAAGUGAAGGUGCUGAACAUGGCGGAGAUUCAAACCCGGCUGGCCUACGUGUGCUGCGUGAGGCACCUGGAGUCUGUUAAAAGCAGCGACUACUGCGAGUAUAUCAGGCCCCCGAUCGACAGAUAUCGGACUCUGGAGUUUGGCAAGUUUGAUGAGAUAGCUGAAGUAGGCUACCAGCACGGCAAGACCGUGUUUGAUGUGUGGAGGCGGAGCGGCGUAGUGGAGAAAAUGAUGAAAGACAGGCACCAAGAGGAGAGCCACAACACCCAGUGCAAAAGCAAUGUGGUGACAUGUCCCAACGCUUCCUUCACUGACCUUGCAGAAAUCGUGUCUCGCAUCGAGCCUGUCAAACCUGCGCUGGUGGAUGAGGAGUCAGACUAUCAGACUGACUAUGAAGAGGAGGCAUUGGAGAGUGCCCUAUCUGACAUGGAGAUGUACAGUCACCACGGGGAACACACUGAAGGGGAGGAGACGGCUGACACGGAUGAGGAACAGGAGGAGAGAAGAUUCACCAGCGGGAAGCCUCGAAAUGUCUCCUCCAGUUCACAGGAGGAGCCGGAAAAGGAAACAGCAAAUCCGUUCCAAACAAGCCAUUAAGUACAAAAACGGUGAACAAUACCCAAACAGGUCAUCACAAUUAAUCCUGCCUUUCUUUGCCACAUUUAACUCUCCAAUCUGUCUGUCAUGACUCCAGUGUGUAAACCGGUUCUUGGGUGCAAUUACUGCUCGGACCUCUCCAACCUGGCCUCGUUAGAUGUGUGCCUGGGAGUUACCGUCUUUUUCUGGUUCACUGGGCAGCUCCAAACCUAAUCUCUCAUAUUGAGAUAGUUGAUCUGAACUUCUUAAAGCUUUAUGUGAAUCACAGCAGUUCAGGGAAAGUGAAGAGACUCUAUUUCCAUGAAAUACUUAUCACUAAGGCCAAGUUGAUAUAUAUAAAAAAAAUAAUAAUAAUAAUGUUGUUCCUGUCAUGAUUGACUCUAUGGAUUUAGCACAUUUGAUGAGAUUUGAAGUAAUCAGAGAUUAGUCACCGUCAUGUGUUUUUUUUUUUUUUU